Molecule: messenger RNA, 3718 nt
Organism: Synchiropus splendidus (mandarinfish)
Lineage: Eukaryota; Metazoa; Chordata; Actinopteri; Syngnathiformes; Callionymidae
Product: potassium voltage-gated channel subfamily S member 2-like
Exons: 2
Coding region: 304-1734 (476 amino acids)
Biological process (GO): regulation of delayed rectifier potassium channel activity; protein homooligomerization; potassium ion transmembrane transport
Cellular component (GO): membrane; voltage-gated potassium channel complex
Molecular function (GO): protein binding; voltage-gated potassium channel activity
Source: RefSeq, a predicted model, not a curated record
GUUGCUGCGCAGCAACAGAUAGGAGAGAGAUGCUGAGGAGAGCGAGAGAGGAAUUCCCUCCUCACACCAAAUCUGUUUCCACGGUGCCGGUUUUCAUGGGUCGCUGAAUUCUGAAUGUGCACCCUGGAUGUGCACCAGCAGAAGCAGAGGGGCGUUUAUAUCACCGCCUUCGCUCCUCGGGUUCUUCUCUCCGCGUGUUUCGCGCUCACCUGUUAAACUCUGAAGGAUGCGCGCGCCCUGUUGCUGGUGACCUGAUCGCACUUUAAACAUUCGAUUCGUGUCCUCCCUUUGUCUCCUCCAGACAUGACGGGUCACGUCCUGGGGGAGCCGCGCGGCGGGGCGAACGACGCCGCUAUCCGCAUCAACGUCGGCGGCUUCAAGAAGCGUCUCCAGUCGGACACACUCUCACGGUUCCCCGAGACGCGGCUGGCGCGUCUCCUCCACUGCCAGUCCAAGGAGUCCAUACUGGAGCUUUGCGACGACUAUGACGACGCGGAGAAAGAGUUCUACUUCGACAGGAACCCGACUCUUUUCCCCUACGUGCUGAAUUUCUACAACACUGGUCGUCUGCACGUCAUGGCCGAGUUGUGCAUCUUCUCCUUCAGCCAGGAGAUCGAGUACUGGGGCAUCAAUGAGUUCUUUAUCGACUCCUGCUGCAGCAGCGCCUAUCACUGUCGGAAGAUGGACCAGGACCGGGAGGACUGGGAGGACCGGAGCGACGAGGGCAGCACCACGUCUUCUUUUGACGAGCUGCUGGAGUUUUACAAUGACGCCGGCAAGUUUGACAAGCAGGUGCUCGGGAGCGCACGCAGGCGCGUGUGGCUGAUGCUGGACAACCCCGGGUACUCCGUGGCCAGCCGCAUCAUCAGCAUCCUCUCCAUUCUGGUGGUGCUGGGCUCCAUCGCCACCAUGUGCAUGAACAGCAUGAUCGAGUUCAGCUUGCUGGACAGCGAGGGGCAGCCCACUGAGGACCCCCGCUUUGAGACGGUGGAACACUUCGGUAUAGGCUGGUUCACUCUGGAACUGGUGGCCCGGUUUGUUGUAGCACCAGAUCUCCUGCACUUCUUUGAGCACCCUUUAAAUGUGAUUGAUCUAGUUUCCAUCCUUCCCUUCUACCUGACACUGCUCAUUAAUCUGGUGGUGGAAAGUAGCCCGGCGUUGGCCAACUUGGGACGCGUUGCUCAAGUGCUGAGGCUCAUGAGGAUUUUUCGCAUCCUCAAGUUAGCCCGCCACUCCACAGGACUGCGCUCCCUGGGGGCCACGCUCAGGAACAGCUACAAAGAAGUGGGUCUCCUGCUGCUCUACCUGGCAGUUGGGGUGUCUUUUUUCUCUGUCAUGGCUUACACGGUGGAAAAGGAGGACAGUGAAGAUCUGUCCACCAUCCCGGCGUGCUGGUGGUGGGCCACGGUCAGCAUGACCACGGUUGGCUACGGAGACGUGGUCCCUGUGUCCAUCGCCGGUAAGCUGACUGCCUCAGCCUGCAUCCUGGCAGGGAUUCUAGUCGUCGUGCUUCCGAUUACACUCAUCUUCAAUAAAUUCUCCCUCUUCUACAAGAGACAAAAGCAGCUGGAGAUCGCAAUGAGAAGCUGUGACUUUGAUGGGGGAAUAAAGGAGGUCCCUUCUGUCAACUUAAGAAACUAUUACGCGCACAAAGUCAAGUCCCUCAUGGCCAGUUUGUCAAACAUGAGCCGGAGUUCACCAAGUGAGCACAGCCUAAAUGAAUCGAUACACUGAAGCAUGUUGGUGAGUCACUGGGUUUGAGCCACAUUUAGGAGUCAAUGGAAACAUUUCUAAGCACUUUUUUUGAGCACCACCAAAAACAAAUUGACCUGCACAAUCCUUUUUGUUGCACAUGGAUUUCUGCUAUUGCCAGUGAGUAUUGCUUAAUCCAACGUUUCACCGUCUUUUAACCAAACUGAAAACCAGCUAAGCUAUCUUCAGUUUAUCUUCCAGUUUAUUUCUCAGCUGAUACUGGCAUAUUAGAUAACUUUAAGGCUGCCACGACUAGUUGAUGUAGUCAACUGUCAUUGACUAUUGAGGGGCUCAGCAGUUGACUAGUCUUGUUCUCUUAGCACAAACAGUGAGAGGAGAAGUGACGGUGGCUGUGUGACCAAAACGCAACCAAAACAAAAUAUGGGUCCCUUUCACAAAGGUUACAUCAAAGGACACAUACAUUUCACACAACAUUGUAAGCUAUUAAAAUUGAAAUGUAAGCUUUUGAAAUAACAUUUAGUCCCAUAAAAGUGUUGACAGUAAUUCACAUACAUUUUUAUUGAAUUCUAUGUUUCUAAAAUUCUGUUCACAACACCACAGUUAGACAUGUUGCUGUGUUCGUCACCCUGUACAGGUUGUAUGCCAGCUGGCUGACUAAUCAUUAAAGUCGUCCAGGAGAUUAGUCCACUACCAAAAUAAUGGUUAGUUGCUGCCCCAGAUAAAGGCAACACUCCUGUUUAAUCCAAGAGCCCAGUGCUAACCUGGGUCACUGCAUCAACCUGACCAUCCUCAGUUAAUGCUAUCUAGUUGUGUAAUUACAUGGAUCUGCGCGCAACUAUUGAAUUACAAUUUAAGGAGAGAUAUUUUAACUUGACAUUUUGUAAUAUUUUAUUUUGUUCAAAUUCAUCCCAAUGAGGGUUGAUUUGACCCUCAUUGGCAUUUCUGUUUAUUUCCCAACCCUUUUGAUGCUACACAUGACCCCAUUUGAUAAAUACUGUAAGUCACUUAACUUAGUUAUCACACAAAAGCCAUUCCUAUUUUCAACUUCCAUUGAAAAAAAAAAAGCUAAGGAGCUGUGACUAUGACAGUGAUUAUGUAGUCACUUUCUCAAUCGAUCCAGGAUUUGCCAUGAACCUGGGCACACGUCCCAGUAACUCCCCACGGAGGAGCCGAGGUUGAUGUGUGGCGUUUCUGGGGAAGCGUGCUCUAUUAGCAGAUCAAAUCAGCGGAGAUGGAUCUGGUCAGUGGUGGUGAGUAAAUAUGCAAAAGCACCUGUGAGACACCUGAACUACAUGUGAGUCAUGAGCGAGUAGCGCGGAGCUGACUGGAUCAGUGAUGAUCCAACCUGAGAGUCCAAAUUGAAUGACUUUAAGUGCACUUCUUGUAAAUAACAGUGUUAUUUAGUUCAUCAUUCUCUAGCUUAUUUACUGAAUAGGAAGGCAGGGAAAUGGAGCCUAUGAUCAAUCGUUUCUCAUUGUUCCUCUGUACUUUUUUGGCUGCUUAUGUAGCAACUAUGACAAGUUGAGCGUGAAUGAAUGAUUUGAAAAAUUAAUAUUGGUCAUUAAUUCCAAUCAGUUCCUCUUUCUGCCCUUCUGUUGCUCUUUCUUUGUAUUUUUGACCGAGGAAAUGCUCUUGAAUGUAACUCAGCGCUGACCCUCCAUGAGGCUGCAUGAGGAGCUGUCCAGGAGCUGAAACAAGCCGUUUCACAGCUCUCCUCUGCCCCGGUGUAUUGUGGCCGUCUCUGUAGCUCGGUGCAAUAAUGUUCUAGUGUCUGUCACAAUAAAAAGUCACUCAGAGAGCUGGAGAGAUUGAAAAUCCAUUUUUAGUGUGUGUUGUCCCUUAUAAUCCUUAACGACAACAAAAAAAGACAAGAUUAAAACUGCGUUUGUUUAAAGCCCUUGGUGGUGUCUCUGUCUUGUGACAAGUCUGAAGUAACUCCAUCUGUAUCUCUUUCGACAGAGUGUUGAUGUGCUGUAAUGUGUAAAACUAAGGCCACAGAUGUGUU